Messenger RNA from Cylicocyclus nassatus, 348 nucleotides. The record is from the annotation of a GenBank genome assembly. NCBI's taxonomy places the organism in Eukaryota, Metazoa, Nematoda, Chromadorea, Rhabditida, Strongylidae.
AUGCCAAAAAUCAAUCAAAGAAAUCUUGUAAUUGAUCGUGAGCGAAUGACGACUGCAAGGAAAACAUUUACAUUAGAAGAGCAUGUCUUUGAUGAGAAAUCAAAAUUGCAAAAUGAAUGGGACAUUAGCAAAAAAUGGAAGAGAGUCUUCUCCAAAGAAAAAUUUGAAUUAACGGGGGUUGCGACCUCGCAACAUCGCUACAACUUCCGUGUUGUGGAAAAAUCUCGGGAAAAUACGGAUUACAGAGACGUAUUGCCGAAGAGGAAAACAAGAAGACCUCUAGUGGACAGGAAGAACGGCUCUCAAGAAGAUGUGAAUUCUGCUGAUUCGAAAGAAGAAGAGCAAUGA